Scophthalmus maximus (turbot) is the source of this 4238-nucleotide messenger RNA. It is a transcript of the gene gsk3ab, whose product is annotated as glycogen synthase kinase 3 alpha b. Lineage: Eukaryota; Metazoa; Chordata; Actinopteri; Pleuronectiformes; Scophthalmidae. Gene Ontology annotation, cellular component: cytosol; cytoplasm; nucleus. The record is from RefSeq and is a predicted model, not a curated record. The coding region runs from base 163 to 1485 and encodes 440 amino acids. The transcript is spliced from 11 exons. Gene Ontology annotation, biological process: negative regulation of canonical Wnt signaling pathway; insulin receptor signaling pathway; protein phosphorylation. Gene Ontology annotation, molecular function: protein serine/threonine kinase activity; ATP binding.
UUUUUUUCUGGUACUUGUGAAUGAGGACAACUCAUUUUCCCAUCAUCCCUUGCGAGUCUUACGUCGUCGUGCGUCAACUCUCCCCAGUCCCCCCACCAUCAUCGCUGUACAGAGGAAGAAAGGGGGAGACGGGCAGCCUGUACAGAACGCUUUCACACAAAUAUGAGCGGCAGCGGGCGGGCCAGGACCAGCUCAUUCGCUGAGCCUCCCGGAGCUCCCGGAUCCGCUGCAGCCGGUGCCGGAUCAGCAGUAGCCGGCGGAAGCUCGACAGGAAAAGCUGGGGCUCCACAAGCCACUGGAAGCAGCUCGACGAGCUUCGGGAAUUUGAAACUGCCCAGAGACAGUGGCAAAGUGACGACGGUCGUAGCCACACCAGGCCAGGGUCCCGAUCGCCCACAGGAAGUGUCUUACACAGACAUAAAGGUUAUAGGAAAUGGCUCCUUUGGAGUGGUCUACCAGGCUCGCCUCAUUGACAGCCAGGAGAUGGUGGCAAUUAAGAAAGUUCUCCAAGACAAGAGGUUUAAGAAUAGGGAGCUGCAAAUUAUGAGGAAAUUGGACCACUGCAAUAUUGUGAGGCUACGUUACUUCUUCUACUCAAGUGGAGAGAAGAAAGAUGAAGUGUAUUUGAAUCUGGUGCUGGACUACGUGCCCGAGACAGUGUACAGGGUGGCUCGGCACUUCAACAAGGCCAAGACUACCAUCCCCAUCAUCUAUGUUAAGGUGUACAUGUACCAGCUGUUCCGCAGUCUGGCUUAUAUCCAUUCCCAGGGCGUGUGUCACAGAGACAUCAAACCCCAGAACCUCCUGGUGGACCCAGAGACGGCCAUCCUCAAACUCUGUGACUUUGGCAGUGCUAAGCAGCUUGUUCGCGGGGAGCCGAAUGUGUCCUAUAUCUGCUCACGGUACUAUCGUGCCCCAGAGCUCAUCUUUGGUGCCACUGACUACACGUCCAACAUUGACAUCUGGUCGGCGGGCUGUGUGCUGGCUGAGCUUCUGCUGGGCCAGCCCAUCUUCCCCGGGGAUAGUGGUGUGGACCAGCUGGUAGAGAUCAUCAAGGUUCUGGGGACACCAACGAGGGAGCAGAUCCGGGAAAUGAACCCGAAUUACACAGAGUUCAAAUUCCCACAGAUCAAAGCACACCCUUGGACAAAGGUGUUUAAGCCUCGUACUCCACCAGAGGCCAUUGCCCUCUGUUCUCGACUGCUGGAAUACACGCCUGUGACUAGACUCUCUCCCCUGGAGGCAUGUGCACACGCCUUUUUCGAUGAGCUGCGCCAGCCCAACACCCGCCUGCCCAGCGGACGAGAACUGCCGCUCCUCUUCAACUUCAGUCCCGUUGAGCUGUCUAUCCAGCCCCAGUUGAAUGCCACACUCAUUCCUCCUCACGCUCGUGCACAGACAUCGCCUGCCUCACAUGAGGGCAGUGUGUCAGACAGUUCCGCCCAGCCCAGCUCAGCACCUGGAUCCAUCAACAACAGCACCUGAGCAUCCAUCCCUCUGUCAUCCGUUUCUUUUUUUGUCUUCCCCUUUUCCUUUUCUCUUCUCUGCUCUUCUCCCUCUCAACCUUUGUCCUGGCUCCAAACCCUUAAGACAAAAUACAUACAUACAUACACACACACACGUAUACACACACACACACACACACACCCCUACACCUAUCAUUGUUAUUUACCCUAAAUAUGAACUAUUUCCAAUAGAAAGCAAUUUCCGUGGCUGCUAGCUUCAGGAAGAUGUGGGUUGUGUAAGGGACACUUAGGAAGCCUCGUGUGGGCUCAACAUAAGCUGCAGUUCUAGUCCAGGUUGGCCCCUGUCUGGCCCAUUAGAAUAAACAAACAUUACAAUGGUUGGGUUGGAUGUUUGGAUGAGGUUGGCGGGUUGUACAUGUGUGGAUUUUCUGUAUUAUAAUUGACGGUUGACUUUUAUCCCUAUUUCGUUCUUUUUAUUUUUUAUUCGCUAAUUUUAUGUGUGGCCGUGGUGCCAAUAAAUGGGGUCUUGAUUGGCUUGUGGAGUAGAGAGGGAGGGCCACGUGAGGCCUGACUAAUAUUGACAAUCAUCUUAGUGGGGUCAAGAAUGGCAGACUUGUACUGGACAUAGUGUUUGAUUGUACGACCCACCGUGUAGACUAGUUGCUCUACUGUCAUUUUCUACACUCAAUUCUACUCUGUCAGUUCACUCAGCCCAGUGGUGACCUGAUGUGAACAUUUAUUUUUUAAAUCUCCCAGUUUGAUACCGGAUAGUAACGUUAUCAGCGGAUUUUUGUCCAUGUCAUUUUAGAGGUGGUUUUAAAUUUUAUUGCGAAGCAGGGCACCACAGCCCAUCUUACCGUUUCUUUUUGAAUAUUAGCUCCUCAACUGCCUUUUUAUGUGAAUGAGAGGGAGCUCUGUACGCGCGGAGUGCACAUCUUCAGUUUCUUCAGUAUAAGCUCAUGUUGUCAUAGGUUAAGCUGGAAACCAAGUGUUUCAAGUGAGUAUUGCACAUCUCCAAAGGGAGUAGAGGGGAAGCAAGGGGGUGAGUUUUUUGUACUGUCCUGCAGUGAACAUAACCUCACACAGAGGGAGCCGUGGGGGGUGGGGCUCCGUUUCCAUCUAAUGAAGAAGCCUCAAUGUUUCACAUGUCAUAAACAGUUGCCUAGCACUGUAGGGUGAAUCAUCACCUCAUUACUUUUGUCACUUUUGAGGUGUUAACUUUCAUAUUGGCAUGGUUAUGUUGAAAGCGUAGAAUCAGGUGUAGAGGGUAAAGGGAGACUUCUGGCUGCUUUCACUGCACACCCGGCUUGUCAUUGUUAUUUCAGCUAGUAAAAUUACUGUUUGUGCAGGAGGAGGAUUUUGUUGUUUUGCUGUGUUGGAGAGAUUUGUUGAAACCCUCUUUGUCCUUUUCCCAAACAGCCUGCCUGCGACUCUCAUAUCAUUUUUUCUUCUUGUCCAGUUAUGGUGAGAGGAACUGAUCUAAAAGGUUUCACGCAGCCUAACGGUCCGUUGUCGGCAUGGACUAUAUUCUUUCUUCUGCCACGUAAAUGUGCAUGUUCAGCCCAUGUUGACCACAGUAUAUUACUUCCACUAAUAUCAGUAAUAAUCUGACCAGAAAUUAUGCUCAAACCCUGGAAACCAAACAGCAUUUGGAGCCUCCCCCCGAUUCCUUUUCCCCCCUCAUCCCUCUGCCUUCUGAUUCCCUCUUUCCUCCUACUUUUUCACUGCUAAACUGUAAAUAUCAAGUACCUUUUAUUUUAUUUUGUUAUUUUUGUUAUUAUUGUUAUUAUAUUGUUGUUCUUGUAAUUUUUUUUCUCUAGUAGACCGGCGCAGCAGCGGCCGGACUGUUUAUCCUCAGUCGCAGUCUGUAAAUACAAUUUAAUUUCAGCCCCUGGUUCACGAGGGGAAAAACAGAACAAAAUGUUUCCAUUGAAUUCUCUCUCCCUCCAUUUCUCUCUUCACAUCUUUUCCCUUUUUUUCCUCAUAAAUGUCGUCAUAAGUAUUUUAUUUAUUGUAUUGUGUUUUUUUGGGCUGGGUGGGAGUGGGGGAAUCUUUUCUUUUCCACUGGGGUGGUAAAAGUUGAUUUGGGGUUUUUUUUGUUUCCAAUUUUUAGUCCAGCAAUGUCACAUGCAAAACAAUUUGACAUCCAAGAUACUGUAAACAGAUGUUGGAGUGUGGCGUUCAAUCAUUGUGUGUAAAGCUGCACAUGCUCGCCAACAGGUUGGAACUUGGAAGUUUUCCAUUUAACUACAGUGUUAAGCGAAUGUUACAAACCUCUGAAUCUGAGGUGGUUUAUGGUGUAGGGAGGGUUUGCGUGCGUGCGUGUGCGUGUGUGGAGGAGAAGAGAAAAAUGAAUCUAUCCAUUGACGUACAUCAUCUCCUGUGUCUGACUUUCCUGCCCCCCCUGUGUCACAUGAGUGUGACGGGUUUGUUUGACCUGUUGACCCUACGUAUGUUCCACAGAUACCUGGUGAGCAUGCACGUAUGUGUGAAAUCAUGAAUAUUAUUCCCUGUAUUUUUCCUAAAUGAAGAGCUGACAAUGUGCUAUUUUCAUGAUGGUAUGUUUAUGUUUCCAUUGUCUGACCUGUCACAGUUAGUUUUUAAUUUGCUGUGACUCUGCUCUUUUAUCAUCCUUGUCUGAGGGAAAAUGUCAUUGGUGGGAACAGAAUUGUUGGAUAAAGGAGAUGAUGAACAGCGAGGGAUUGAGGGAGAGAGACCGUUUUUGUUUGUUGGUAUAAAUAAUUAAACUCAUUAAUAAAGUGAUGAAACUGU